Molecule: messenger RNA, 7773 nt
Organism: Numida meleagris (helmeted guineafowl)
Lineage: Eukaryota; Metazoa; Chordata; Aves; Galliformes; Numididae
Gene: HEPH
Product: hephaestin
Exons: 21
Coding region: 389-3892 (1167 amino acids)
Biological process (GO): iron ion transport
Cellular component (GO): plasma membrane
Molecular function (GO): oxidoreductase activity; copper ion binding
Source: RefSeq, a predicted model, not a curated record
GUGGGCGCGUGUCGAGCUGCGGCCGCUGGGCCGUGGUUGUGCCGCACACCUCGGCGGGGCCUGGGAAGCGCCGCGGGCGCCUCUGUCCCUCCUCAGAAACGCGCGAGUGCCCUUCUGCACAGUCAGUGCCGGGAGGCGGCGCCGGGCGGACGGACCCGCAGGGUGGAGGGGAACCCCGGGCCCCGCCCCAGGUGCGCGCUGCUCUCGGGCCGGGCCCGGCCCCUACCUGCACGCGGCGGGCGUCGCCCCUCUCCCGGGCAGACUUUGCUCCCGGAGCGCGGGGACCGCGGCUUCCUGGGCCGCUCCCUUUGCGCUGCCGGCACGGACGGAGAUGUUCCUCCGCUGACGGCCGCCCCUCCGCAGGACCGCGCCGGCCCCGCUCCGCACGAUGUAUCCUCCACCAGAGCAUUUGGCUUGGACCAUGAUGCAGUUGUUCUGGUUGGUGCUGCUUUGCAUCCAUUCACCAUUGCCCGUGUUUGCUGGAGGCAUCACCCGAAUCUAUUACCUGGGGAUCCGUGAGGUGGACUGGAACUAUGCCCCAACAGGAAUGAAUGUGUUCAGCAACCAAAGCAUCGCACAUAGCCUAAAGGCCUCAGUGUUCCUCCAGCCUGGCAAGGACAGGAUAGGAGGUACAUACAAGAAAUCUGUCUAUAAGCAAUACACAGACUCUACCUACACCACUGAGAUUCCCAAACCGGCAUGGCUGGGGUUCCUUGGGCCCAUCAUCCGAGCGGAAGUGGGAGAUACCAUUAAAGUACACUUGAAAAACUUUGCUAGUCGGCCAUAUACGAUCCAUCCUCAUGGUGUCUUCUACGAGAAGGACUCUGAAGGAUCCCUGUAUCCCGAUAUGUCCCCCCAGGAUCAGAAGAAGGAUGAUGCUGUCUUCCCAGGAGGGAGUUACACCUACACUUGGACUGUCCCUGAAGAUCACAGCCCAACAGCUGAUGAUCCGAACUGCCUGACCUGGAUUUAUCACUCUCACAUUGAUGCACCAAAGGACAUUGCAUCUGGGUUAAUUGGGCCAUUGCUUACAUGCAAGGAAGGGAUACUGACAGGCACUUCUCAAAGGCGCCAGGAUGUGGAUGUUGAUUUCUUCCUGAUGUUCAGCGUGGUGGAUGAGAACCUAAGCUGGUACUUGGAUGAGAACAUUGCAUCAUUCUGCACAGAUCCGGGAUCUGUAGACAAAGAAGAUGAAGAAUUCCAAGAGAGCAACAAAAUGCAUGCUAUCAAUGGUUAUGUGUUUGGGAAUCUCCCUGCACUGACAAUGUGUGCUGGGGAUCAUGUUGCAUGGCAUCUCUUUGGCAUGGGCAAUGAAGUUGAUAUUCAUACAGCCUACUUCCAUGGAGAAACACUCAGCAUUCGAGGCCAUAGGACAGAUGUGGCCAGCCUCUUCCCAGCCACUUUUGUUACAGCGGACAUGAUCCCCGGUAACCCCGGGAGAUGGCUACUGAGCUGUCAGCUCAAUGAUCACAUACAAGCUGGGAUGGGGGCGAUCUAUGAAGUCCGGCCCUGUUCUCGGCAAGCUCCGGAGCGCGCCCUGCAGGGGAGAACUCGGAAGUACUACAUAGCUGCAAAGGAGGUGCAGUGGGACUAUGGACCUUCAGGACGUGACCGAAGCAGCGGGAAACAGCUGAGUGAGGCGGGCAGUCCUGCUGAGCAGUUUUUCAAGCGUAGCCUCUACCGAAUUGGGGGAGUUUAUUGGAAGGUGAAGUAUGUGGAAUAUACUGAUGAGAGCUUCCGUGAGGAGAAGCAGCAGUCUGAAGAAGAGAAACACCUUGGGAUACUUGGUCCUGUAAUAAAAGCUGAAGUUGGUGAUACCAUUCUGGUGAUGUUUGCUAACAAAGCCUCCUGGCCAUUCAGCAUCCAGCCUCAUGGAGUGUCCUAUGGGAAGGCAUGGGAAGGGAUGUGGUACCAUGAUGGUCUGUCCCAGAAUGGGGUGUCUGUUUUGCCUCUGCACAACUUUACAUACACUUGGACUGUACCAAAGCAUGCUGGGCCGACAUCCAGUGACCCUCCCUGCCUGACCUGGAUGUACAGCUCUGCUGUGGAUCCCGUCAGAGACACCAGUUCAGGCUUGGUAGGCCCUCUGGUCAUCUGCAAGCCAGGCACUUUAGAUGACAACAACAAACAGAAAGGUAUCGACAAAGAAUUUUACCUUCUCUUCAGUGUGUUUGAUGAGAACCUCAGCUGGUAUUUAAGUGCAAACAUAAAGUACUAUUUGAGGAUGGAAGAGACUUCUGUGAAAAAGGAUGAUGGCUUUGAGGAAUCGAACAGGAUGCAUGCUAUCAAUGGAUUUAUGUUUGGUAACUUGCCUGGGCUGGAUAUAUGUGAAGGAGACAAUGUAUCCUGGCACCUUCUGGGAUUGGGCAGUGAAGCAGACGUACAUGGGGCUGUGUUUCAGGGAAACACCCUGCAGAUGAAUGGGAUGCGGAAAGAUUCAACCAACCUAUUCCCCCAUACAUUUGCUACUGCCUUUAUGCAACCUGAUAACAAGGGGAUUUUUGAGAUCUACUGCCAGACAAGCAAUCAUUACCAGGCAGGAAUGAGGGAACACUACUCCGUUUCCAAGUGCAACAGGAGGGAUCUGGCUCCUGCUCUUGCAUACAGAGCGGUGCGCACGUACUACGUGGUGGCAGAGGAGGUGGAGUGGGACUACGCACCAGACCGGAGCUGGGAGAGGGAGCGGCACAACCACUCUGCAGAGAGCUACGCCGAUAUAUUUUUGAGCAAUAAGGAUGGACUGAUUGGCUCCAGGUACAAGAAAGCUGUUUACAGAGAGUACACAGAUGGGACUUUCCAGACCCCUAAGGCCAGGAUAAAUGGUGAUGAACACUUGGGGAUACUAGGUCCUUUUCUGUGGGCAGAAGUGGGAGAGAUUCUCAAUGUUGUAUUCAAGAACAACGCUACACGACCUUACUCCAUUCAUGCCCACGGGGUGCUGGAAAGGCAGACAGGACAGCCACAAGUAGCAAGUCCUGGUGAUAUAGUGACGUACCAGUGGGAAAUUCCUGAGAGGUCUGGUCCAGGGCCAAAUGAUUCAGCUUGUGUCCCUUGGAUCUACUACUCCGCGGUAGACCCAGUAAAGGAUAUGUACAGCGGUCUGAUAGGAGCCCUGAAGGUCUGCCGGAAAGGGACACUGCAAGUUGAUGGGAUCAGGAAGGAUGUAAAGAGGGAGUUUGCUCUGCUGUUCCUGGUUUUUGAUGAAAAUCUCUCCUGGUACUUAGAGGAGAAUGUGCAACGUUACAGUAAUGGAAAUCACAAGGAUAUUGACCUGCUGGAUGAGAAGUUUGUGGAAAGCAACAAAAUGCAUGCAAUCAAUGGGAGGCUGUAUGCAAACUUGCCUGGGCUGACCAUGUUUGAAGGGGAGUGGGUAAACUGGUACCUGCUGGGAAUGGGACAGGAGAUUGAUGUCCACACGGUCCAUUUUCAUGCUGAGACCUUCAUAUACAAGAGAGGCAAAAGCUACAGAGCAGAUGUUGUGGAUCUUUUCCCUGGGACCUUUGAAAUGGUGGAGAUGUUGGCUGGGAACCCUGGGACGUGGCUGCUUCACUGCCAUGUGACUGAUCAUAUUCAUGCUGGCAUGGAGAUACUCUUCCAGGUCUUGCCCAGACAAGAGCCAGUGCCUGAAGUUCUAAACUACAAUGAAGGGACACAACCUGAGGAUAAGGAUGAGUCCCAGAAGGUCAGGAUUUUUGGAGCUAAGUUGCCUCUAGGGCAAGUAGAAGCUGCAGUCAUUAUUCUAGCCGUUUCAGGAUUGGUCCUCCUCCUGAUUGCUGCCUUCCUCUUGGGAGUCGUCAUCUACCUCAGGAGGCAAAGGAAGCUAAGACGCAACCGGAGGUCUAUUCUGGAUGAUGGAUUCAAACUCAUGUCUAAAAAGAACGCGGGGCUAUAACAGCCACUAGGAACUCUGGCUGUGUGCUUGGAGCAGAGGCUCCAAGCAUUGGAGCAUUGUCUGCAGCAAAGACUUUAGGGCAUCACUUCUAUUGUACACUAGGCUUCUAGGAGCCAAGGAGGGGGACCUUUUCAAAUGAAUGAAGGCAAACAACGGGAAUACUUCUCAUCCAUAAGAAAGAGGAAAGAAUUCCCUCAUUUUCUUCUCUCCAGAACAAAUUUGGUCUCUUUCAGCACAAAAUCUUGGACCAAAUCCAGUCUUGCUCCAUUGCCAGAGCUGAGUUGGGCAUCGUCUCACAGCCGAACUAUCAGCCUUUAUUUUUCCCCUCCAGAUUAAUUUAAUCUGUGGAUCUGUGGUUUUGAGUGUGGGUUUUUUUCUGAUGAAUCAAGUAAGAAUGCAGAAGACAAAAUGUUAAUCUAGAGUUGGAUUGCUGUUUUUUGAUGAGUAACUGGACAGCUGUAAAUUCAGGACAAAGCAUGUCACAGUCUCUGAGAGCUGCACCGGGGAGCAUGACAACAGCUAUGCAUCACCAUCAGCCUUGCUGAUGCAUCCUUGUGCUCACAGCACCCUGGGCAGUGUGUCCUGUGUCUUGUGCUGAGUAAUAAGGCUUCCCUGUUCUGCAGAGCAUCUGGUGACUUCCCUGUGUCACAGUUCUGCUGGUGAGGUGCUGCACCCCAGCAUCUGUGCAACUCCUUUGCAGCAGGAGCGAGGCUGCUGUGGUGUUCUGUGAUAUGGUUUGCUCUCAUAUACAUUUAACUGAAGUUCUCUCAGUUCAGCUGCUGCCAUGUGGUGUGACCUGGAGUUUGUGCUUGGGGCAGAAGCGUGGGAGUGCUCCCCCCACAGAGUGUCAGCAGUGUGCUGCUGUGACAGCCCUAGGAGAGGGGCUGCGGCUGCGGUGCCCCCACUCACCCAAGAGGUGAGGGCCCUGGGGUCUGAGGCCAUGCGAGCGCUGCUGGCGUGUGGGGUGGCACAGCCCUGGUGGGCCCUGGGCCCUGUGUCUGCUGCCAGGCAAUGCCUGUCCUCCCACGGUCACGCUGCCCUGCGUGGGAGCACCGAGCUGCUCUGUGUGCCUGCCUGUCUGCCUGCUCUGAAUCCACUUGUGCAUCCGUGCUUACGUACUUCUGUCCCUGGUCUGAAAUUGGAAAAGGGAGAAAAAUCCUUUCUGGGUGUCUUUCAGCGGCAAUUAAAGCAGAGCUAGCUGAGUGGCUCUAAUGACAAGGAACUGCUGUGGGCUGUUUGGCUAUAUCACUCUUUUAUUUAGAGUGGUGGUUAUAACGUUCUUAAUCAUGCUUGAUUCAUAUUGGGUCCAGCUGCUCUUUCCUUUGGCAAAUGGGGCGAAAGUUCAUUAAUUUUGUUUCAUUAUAGUUCCUUAAACCUGGUGAGGAGCUGGAGGGCUGUUGAAUGCUCUGAACAUAGGCACUCUGCUCGUUGUCAGCCCCAGUUCAACUGCUGCUGCUACAGGCUUCCCACUCCUGAGCAAAUCUUAGCUCUGUCAUCAGGAGUAAGAACUGCACAGAAACUUUUGUUUUCCCCCCACACUUUGUCAAAAAAAAAAAAGUUAUCCACUUACACUGAGAGAAAAAUGAGUUGUUUUAAAUGUAUUCAUCUUAAAACAGAAAGGAGGAAGUCACCCUUUCUUCAGUUCUUCAUCUGGGUUUCAGUGCUGGCUCUGAAGCAGGGAAGCAUGGAGGCUGGAGCGGGAUCUCCAGAUCCUGUGUGUUCCUUAACCAGCAGGCUGUCAGGGUUUCUACAGUGUGGUGCUGAGGUUUGGUUGAUGGGAUCCUGGUGGAGGUCUGUUCUCCAGCUCUCUUCCCAGGCCAUGGAAGGAGCCUCACUGAGCAGCUCUUCUGGUUGGACAAGACAGGACAAAGCUUUCUGUUGGAGGGGGGAGCUGUGACAACAGUUUAUCAGUGACUUCACAACUGCCUCAUAUCAGAAGUUGGUUCUGCCAGCUGGUGUGUGUGGAGGAGGAGAUGUUUCACAGUUCUGGUGACUGCGAGCUGCCUGCAGCCUGUGAGCAAAUGUUUGCAUUGGCAGCAAGCCUUCUCUCUGAGCACCCUACAGCAUCUCCUUUCUACUCGUCCCUAAUGCACAGAUGGUCACCAAGGAGUCAUCUCGGCUUGAAGAGAGCAGGAGGGGCAGGAUGGGUCUCAGCAUUACUGCUCGGGGCAGACAAUGGGAUGGGGGUGGCAUUCCCCUUUUCAUUUCAGUCCCAGUUUAGCAAAGUGUAACACUUAAUGGUUUCUGAACUCUUUAAAAAUAUCAUGAGAGAAGCACCCUGUGUUUGUCUCUUUCUGUUUGUGCGGAGGAGGGUGUGGGUGACCCUUGUAGUUAAACCUGAAGCAGGAUCUGAUGUGAUGUGCAUCCGUUCCCCUUCUAGAAGUGGGGACAGAGGUAUAAGAUGCAAUUGCCCUGUGCUGAGCUGAGGCAAUAAGCCUGAGGGGUGCUCCCACUUCUUUUGCCCAUGCAAAGUAAACUAUCUGAGGAAAACUCUGUAGUGGUUUGAGCUAGAUCACAGAAUGGCUGAGGUCAUCUUGUCCAGCCCUUGCUCAGCAGGAACACCUGUAGCAGGUUGCCCAGAGCCAUGUUCAGGCUGGUGUUGAUAACUCUGUGAAUGGUUUGAGAUGGUAAAUACAGGAAAGGAUUGGAAGUGCACGCGCAUGGGCACAGGGAGUGAAAUGUAGGUAUCCAUGCAUUUAGAUAGCCUAAUGGUUUAGGAAACUAUAACAAUAACAGUAGUUAUUAACAAUAGUGCCAUUAUGAGUACAGAACAUCAUCUUUCAUAAAGAGCUUCUUUUUGAUGAAUUUCUUUUGUGAGAUAUGCAUAAGGAGCAGCUGAUGCUUCCUGUUGUAUUUUCUUAUAGCAGUACCUUCUGUCUGCAGCUCUUCCAGAUUUGAUAAGCUUUUCAGAUGUUUAUCUGCGGGACUACUCACCUACACAAAGUCACCAACUCCUUCCCAGGCUGUCGUAGGUAACUGCAAAGCUGAGUUACUCAUUUACAUGGCAGCAGGUGGAUGUUUGCAGGAAGGCUGAAAUGAAAAGCCCUCUGUUAGUGCUGCCAUCAUGCUCAGUAAUGGGCAUAAUCAGCCUGCAGUACUUAGUGGGGGGACCACUGCUACUGUGCUCUGUGCCAGGGCCAGUGUUCCAGGUGCCUUUCCUUUAUGCUCCCACUCAUGCUGCAAAUAUGAGAGAUACACAAGUCAAAAAGCCUUUAGGAUUUGCACGUGGAAGCAAAAAUGCUGUCUUGUUUGUUAUUUUUCUCAAAACAUAAAAGUUAACGUCAAAUUAACCUGAGGUACACUGUAAAAGUAGACUACCACUGGUAAUUGCCUGAGUGUCUUUCAUGUGUAAUGUAGUCUUUGGUUCUGAAUUAAAUAAUGUACAGCUUAACGUGCACUGCUUUGUAGUAUGUAAUCACCAUGUGGACUAUUUGCAGUGGUUAUAAUUUCGUUGGCCCAGCAAAUUACAGGAAUGAGUGUAAGCCCAGAGCUGUGUGCACAGAUGCUGCCUGGGGAAAGGAAUUGAAGCACAAUGGCUGCAAAGCAAUCUGCAAGAGCAUGAUCAGAGAUGGGUCUGAAUGCAGGUGAAGGCUGCCUUCAGCUUAUUCCUACCCAAUGUUACAACUGUCAGCAGGGGAGUUUACCGUGCCCCCUUAGAACUGUAUUUCCACUAUAUCGUCAUGCUGUUACCAGUUCUUACAGCUGUCCUGCAGCCUGUCAGCUGCAAUCAAUAGGUACCUGUCUGUGCAAAUCUGGAGGAGAAAUUUUAGAAUGACAGUGCAUUAGGAUAAAAGGAGCAUCACCAAGAAAACUGAGCUUGAAAAAGAGAAAAAGCAGUGGCAGGAGAGGGUGGCAGCAAGGAUUUUUGUUGAACAGUGAAA